Biomphalaria glabrata is the source of this 10330-nucleotide messenger RNA. Its product is annotated as protein jagged-1-like. Gene Ontology annotation, cellular component: plasma membrane; protein-containing complex. Bases 1153 to 4812 code for a protein of 1219 amino acids. The record is from RefSeq and is a predicted model, not a curated record. Gene Ontology annotation, biological process: heterophilic cell-cell adhesion; cell communication; multicellular organism development. Gene Ontology annotation, molecular function: calcium ion binding; Notch binding. The transcript is spliced from 27 exons. Lineage: Eukaryota; Metazoa; Mollusca; Gastropoda; Planorbidae.
AAAAGUUUUUUUUUCCUACCUCGGCAUGUUUAAAAAUCACCGUGUGUAUGUGCCAGCGUGUGUGUGUGUGUUUCUACUCCGUGUAUAAUGCCACCCCUUUCCCCCUUCAGCAUACCUCUGGUAGACCUCAGCCACUGUGGACUAAGAAGGGGGUAGGCACUGACACCAGCCUAUUCCGCUUUUUUUUUCUCCCCCAACUGAAGUUCGCUGUAAAACGCUAAUUCAAAAACUGCUAAAAAGCAGUUCGGCCGUAUGAAUUGUGCUCUAGUGUUUUCGCCUGAAAAGAAUUGGAUUAUUGGAGUGAAUUCUGUAGUAUCUUUUUAAAUAUCUUUUUUUUUCCUGUUUAUUCAGUGAUUUUUCCCCCUUCUAUUCUGGAGAGCAAACUUUCAGGACUGUUACUUGUUAGGAGCUUGGUAUUCACUGGAUUCUUCUCUAAAAGGUUACAAUUGGAUAUAAAUACAAAAAGGUCUGUGAGUGUGUUGGCACGGAUUACCUGGUCUAUUGGAAUAGUUCAUUUCUUGUUUUCAAAUUUUGUUUAGUUGCCAGUUAGUUCUUCUCUACAUACUAGAUAGUGUAUUAAACUCGAAAAUUGUUGUGCUGGCAGUGGACGGCCCCUGCUCCAACACAUGUUGUUAUUGUAUUUUAUUUGUUCCAUUCAUUGGAUUAAUCAGGCAGUUUGGAGGUGAUAGUUUUUUGAUCGCUUUGUUUUGUUGGAUAUUUGUGACACCUGGAUUAACCUUGUGACUUUCUCUAGGCGAUGCUGAUUCAUGACGCAUGUUAUUGUUCUGACGGUGCAUUUUCCUUAGGGAUCUCUAGUGCUGUCUGUGGAAUCUCCGUUUUUUUCAACUCAGUGACUACCAUCAUGAAUGUCGGAUCACGGGAGUGGCCAUAGGAGUGACCACUCUGUGGGCCUUUCUCCCAGCCACAAAGCUGGCUAGCUGCCGUAGGAAUGGUGGUGCCCGCCCUCCACUCCCGGUCUCCAGCUCCCUCAACAUUCAUACGUCGGCGUUACCCGGGUUCAGAUCUUGGAGCAUCCGGUUCGGGCUCGCUCUGCUUCGGCCCUCUGCAUGACCUUAAUACAGACACUCACCUGACAACGCCACUGACACCACUGAGUUCGGGGCGCCCUUGCCAGAGGUGGCUCGGCAAACUAUGUGUCGUCUGCGAGGCUCCUUUGGGCCCCUUAAGUUUCAUGUACACCUGGUGUCGCUCCUCUUAGUGCUAGUUACCCAGAGGACGGCGGGAUCUGGAGUCUUCCAACUGCAGCUCGAGAGUGUCAGAAACGUGAGGGGGGAGACGGCCCUGGGCACGUGCUGUGACGAGGGCGAGGUCACCCAUGACGGAUGCAGGGACUCUUGUGAGACCUACGUCCGGGUGUGCUUGAAGGAGUUCAUGGACCGAGUCACCACCGAUGGAUACUGCACCUUUGGGAACUACACCACGGAGGUGCUUGGAGGCAACGAGUUCAGGUACCCGCUGGAUAGCCCCAAGACUUUGAUCCAGCUUCCCUUCAACUUCUCUUGGCUGAGAGCAUAUACAUUGAUAGUUGAACUAUGGGACAAGGAUAAAGACGGACCUGAUGAUCUGAUUGAGAGGACAGUGCAUACAGGGUUAAUUCUCCCCGGCCAAGACUGGCACACCAUCAGCCACACCGGCAUCACCGCCAGCACCACCUUCCGGCUCCGCGUCCGGUGUACGGAGCAUUAUUACAACACUACCUGUACCAAACUCUGCAGACCACGUGAUGACAACUUUGGUCACUUUACUUGUGACACCCAAGGGGACAAGAUCUGCCUUCACGGAUGGAUGGGCAGGGAGUGUGACAUAGCAAUCUGUCGUCAAGGAUGUCACGCUAUUCAUGGCUCAUGUAACAAACCUGGAGAGUGCAACUGCGCCUAUGGCUGGCAGGGCCCACUCUGCGACCAAUGCAUCCCCUACCCAGGCUGUAAGUACGGCUCCUGUAAUGGCUCUCCAUGGCAGUGCAUCUGUCACCUGAAUUGGGGUGGAAUACUUUGUGAUAAAGAUUUGAAUUAUUGUGGCAGACAUCACCCAUGCAAGAACAACGGGUUGUGCAGGAACACCAACCCAGACACAUACGACUGUUCUUGUCCGGUGGGCUUUUCUGGGAAAAACUGUGAAGUAGCUGAACAUGCCUGUUAUUCUCAACCAUGCAAGAAUGGUGGCUCCUGCGUGGAUGUGGUCAGCGGCUUUGUGUGCAACUGUCCAGCAGGUUGGACAGGGGAAACAUGUGAUCUGGACAUAGACGAAUGUAUAUCUAGUCCAUGUAUGAAUGGUGGGACAUGUAUUGACAAGGACAACGGAUACAGGUGUGAGUGUCCAGAGGGUUGGCAGGGACCUCAUUGUCAGCUCGAUGCAGACGAGUGUCACGGUAGCCCAUGUGUCAAUGCCCUGGCUUGCAGAAACCUAAAGGGUGGUUAUGUCUGUGACUGUCAACCUGGCUGGACUGGGAAACGAUGCGAUGAGAAUAUUGAUGAUUGCCGUGGUGUUGUCUGUUCUAACCAAGCCAUGUGUAUUGAUUUAGUUGGAGGGUUUUACUGCGCUUGUCUGCCAGGAUUUACUGGCCGUUUUUGCCAAGAGGAGUUGGAUGAGUGUGCCAGCCAUCCUUGCCAGAAUGGUGCUAUUUGCCAUGAUAAAGUGGCAUCAUAUCAGUGUGAAUGUCCAAAUGGCUACACAGGACUUUACUGCCAGACGGAUGCAGAUCCUUGCAAUCCUAACCCAUGCAAACAUGAGUCCACAUGUUUCAACAUCCAGGGUGACUUCUACUGUCACUGUAACGAAGGCUGGGAAGGCAAAGAUUGCUCAGUGGCUAAACAUCAAUGUGAUUCUAACUCAUGUGAAGUCAUUGAUAGCUGCACUGUAUCCAUCCCAUCCAACAUUUCUGUUGGUGGAUUCCGACUCAUUUCAUCCGGUGUUUGUGGUAAACAUGGCGUGUGUAUCAGCCAACCUAAUGGAGCCUUCUCCUGUGCAUGUGUGCCUGGUUACAUGGGCACAUACUGCCAUCAAAAUAUUGAUGACUGUUCUAGCAAUCCUUGUCAAAACUCUGGCACAUGUAUUGAUGGUGUUAAUUCCUAUCAGUGUAUCUGUGCUGAUGGAUGGGAGGGAGCUUUAUGCAAUAUUAAUAAAAAUGAUUGUGAAAUGACUCCUUGUAGAAAUGGUGGUGAAUGUAUAGACAUGACAGCAGAGUUUCAGUGUAAAUGUUUGAGCAACUGGAAAGGAAAAACUUGUUCCAUUAGAGAAAGUCACUGUGAAGCCAUGACAUGUUUGAAUGGUGGGACAUGUGUUGAUCUUGGCGACACAUUUUCAUGUCGAUGCACAGAGAGGUGGAAAGGAACAUUCUGUCAGAUCCCAACUAAACGACCCUGUGAAUCUUCACCCUGUGAGAACCGUGGCACCUGUGUCAACAGUGGAGAUAGCUACACUUGUAUCUGUCGUGAUGGGUUUGAAGGGCCCACAUGCAGUAUCAACAUAAACAACUGUAACCCUUUUCCUUGCUACAAUGGUGGUACAUGCAUUGAUGGAGAAAACUGGUAUGUGUGCGACUGUGCAAGAGGAUUUUCUGGCCCUGAUUGUAGGAUAAACAUCAAUGAAUGUGCUUCCAAUCCCUGCACCUAUGGCAGCACCUGUAUAGAUGGUAUUGCAUCCUACAGGUGUAUCUGUCCUCCUGGCAGAACAGGGGCUUUGUGUGAAGCAGUUAUUGGUCAGUUACCAUCUCCAAAAUCAUGUGAACAUGGGCGUCGCAUUUUCUCAGAUGGAACAACUUGGGAACAUGAUUGUAAUGCUUGCCGGUGUGACAAUGGCGUUGUCAAAUGUACCAAGAUAUGGUGUGGACCAAAGAAUUGUUUGAGCCAUCCAAACGUGACUGCACCAGUGUUUCAGUGUGGACCUCAGGAAACUUGCAUUGUUCAAACUCACAUGACAUGUCUCACUCCUCCCUGCCUCCCUUUUGGUGAGUGUCGAGCUCUGGGGGCCAUGAAGGAGCUUCAUAAUCCAGGCUUGGAGUGGACAUGCAUUCCCAAUCAGGCUCACUUGGGCAGCAACUGUGCCAAGAUUAUACUCAUCUUUGACAAGUCCAAAAUGCCUUUGGGUAUUUCAGUGGAAAGUAUUUGUAACAGUUUGAGACAGCUUGUGAAGGAGGAGACACUCUAUGUCAUGUGUGCCAUCAAACCACAAGAGCAAGAUACAGUGGAGAUAACUCUGUCUGCCAAGCUUGAUGGUAAUGACCUGAAUGCCAAGAAUACUGUGAACCAAGCAUUGGACAGAAUGGCAGACCUAUUAUCUCACAAACAGGCCAACAGCAGUGCCCUUGCUGCUGUCAUAGAAAUUCGACUGGAGACAGCCAUAAGUCAGGAUGAUGGUCAAGAGCCUUCCUAUCUGGUGCCAGUCCUAUGUUCUGUCAUAGCAGUACUGGGAGUGGCUUGUGUUGGCAUUCUUAUCAUUUGGCAUCGCAGAGUGCAGAGAAGGCGAAGACAUCUCCGGGAUGAGUACCUGGCCAGCACGCAGACGGCAGCUAACAAUGAAAAUCAGGACAAUAUCAGACGUUACCGGAAUCCUAUUUUCUCCUCCAGUGACAAAAGGGGGAUCCCCAAAGCUGUCCCAACAGAAGAGCUGCAUGAUAUUGAUAUGGAAAAAUAUGACAAAAAUCCAAGACGUUUCCUUGCUCAAGAUGAAUCCUCCUCACCUGAUCUCAAUGACAUUCAGGAGUACAGACCCCAGCCAAAGAAGAACAACAAGAAAGACAUCAACAUUCAGUUGUCUCGAUCUCUCCUGGAUGAACCUGAAGUCAUAGUUUGAAAUAUUUCCUAGAGAAUUUUGUCCUGGAACUGGGUUUGCGUUUAAAGAAAAUUUAGAUCAACAAAAGAUCUAUUGCUUGUAAUUUUUAAAAAAAAGCUAAGCGAAGCUAGAACUGCCAGACCUACUAGAAGGCAGCAUCCUGUAGUUAUAUUGUUCACAAUUGCAGCACUUUGGCUUUGAACUCCAUGGAAGUUUUUAUGGUUGUGUGGUUGAAGCACUUAUCAUCCACUCGCUUUCUUUUAGUGUGGGUGAUGUCCAACUUACAGCUCAUUGAAAUUAAUCAUCCCCAAACUGAAAGCAAAAAGGGCAAACAUAACAAAUGUCACAUUAUUUAGUAUAACCCUUUUUUCUCUGGCCAUGGUUUUUGUUUUGUGUGUGUGUGCAGAUUUAGUGAUCUACUGUGCAAUGAUUAUUCAAAGACUCACCAUAGGGUUGAGUAUCUUGGCUAGAUUAAACAUAGUCACACUUUUAUCACUGGCUCGUAAGAUAGAGCGGUCGUGAAACUAGCUGACAGUAUUUUGUUUUAUUUUCAUGUACAUAUUGAGAUGUUUUCAAAGAUUAUUUGAUUUGGUGCCAAAUAAAGAUUCUAGUUUGUUUGUUUUUUAAUUAAUAGUCAAUUAAUACUGUCAUGUCUAUGGAUAUUAAUUUGAUGUUAAUUUACACUUUUCUUGUGUUCUCUCUUGUCAUUAGUAGCAAGAUGUUGAAUCUUCCAUUUCUUUUACCAUUUUUAGAUGCUGAAGAAACUGUGAAAUUAUAUGAGUUCUUGUCACUGGUGUCACUUUAUAAACUUCAUAGAAUUUCAUGCCGAUGUCAAUUAGUCAGAUAAAAGAUUUAAGAAAAUAAUUACAUUGGAAUUGUAUUAUAGAUUCACUCCUAAUUGUAUUGCUCACAAUUUUGUAUCUUCUUUUGUCAAGAAAAAAAAGUGACUAAAAUAUGUGUAAUAAUAGAACAAAGCUUUAUUCUUAGUGAUCUAGUUAUUUUUUCUUUUUUUUGUUUUCAGAAAAGAAAAAUUUUGUGCCAGUGUUAAAUUUAAAUACUUGCCAAAAAAUUAAGUUUUUAUUUUUAUGGUGCAUACAAUGUAUAAGUUUGAAGAUAUCUCCAUUGUUUGUUGUUAACUAACUCAUUUGGACUAUUGUCACGAACUCAUUGUGUCACUGCAAGUUCAGUGUAUUUUUUUUGUCUGUUUAAUUGAUUAGCUUUGUUGUGGAAGCUGUUGCUUUUUGAUUGUGUAAAAAGGAUUUCUAUUCCAUCUUUUACCAAAGUCAUGAAAGGAGCUCUUCUUUGUUUGAAGACAUACAUAUCAUUAGUCUCUGAAAAUGUGUACAGUUUGUUUCAGAUGUGUAAUCUAUUUUUUUUUAACUCAGAAAUACUUUAGUCUGCUAAUCACUUUACUAUAUAUAUUAGGUAUUUUAAGAGAAUUUUUUUUUACUUUUAAUUUAAGAAUAUAUAAUUAAUCAUUUUACUGACCAUACAACAUGUAUGUACUUUUGAAUCAUAGCCAGUAUGGGGACAAUAGCCCCCUUCCCCUCCAUGGAAAAAGAAAGUAUGUAGGUCUAUUGAUGUCAUGCUGGUUUCUAAAGGCUGCAAAUAUAUUUGUAAAAAUCCACCACAUCUUUUUAGCUCAUCACUGAUGGAGGCCUAAGUUUAACAAAUAUUAUUAUUAAUAUUGUGAUGUUAAUCACAUAUAUUUUGAUGGGUUGAAUCAGACAUUUGAAACUUUUUUUUUAGCUGGCAACUCUUCAUAGCAAAUAUAGAGAGUCUGUAUCAAGAGCUUAUCACACAUAAAAAAAUGUGCAUACAAUUCUAAGCUCUGAGUGCUUCUUAAUGUUUGUGUGUUGUUCCCCUGCCUUACAGUAUUCACUAUUCUUUAGAUCCAUUCAGCUCGGCAAAUUUUACUGGCAGCAAAAGGAGUUUUGAAACAAAAAUAAUACAAAUCACAUUGUCCAUUUAGGACAGGUUGAACUUAAUCUGAGCAUUCUUUUGCCCAUCUCAUGCUUUUAUGGUGGUGUGUGUCUGAGGAGUCAGCGCCUGAUGGGACUACAACAUAAUAUUGCAGCAUUGAAUGUUCGACUUGUUGAGAUAAACUGUACAUGCCAUAAGGUUCAGCUUUGUAUUUGGUCGCUACUCAAGCAUUGCACCUGGUGUGUUACUGGUUCAGUUGUAUAUAUUUUGAAACUAUUUAUUGACCAUUGGAAUAUCACUAGCAUUCAUUGGAGACUUUUAGGAAUUCAAUUCAUUGAUUUUUAAAUAUUUCUUUGUACAUCCUUUUUUUUAUUUGUGGCUUUCUAAAAGUAUUUGAUUUGAUGCAAUGAAUUUUAAAAACACUUUAAAAGUGAAUGUUUUUUUUGUUUGUUUUGUUGUUUUGAAUUACUACACUGGAUUAUAAAUAAUUUUUGUGGAAAAUGUGAAAAGAAUAAAACCAAAUGAUUUCUUUCUCAAACAUUUUUUGUUUUUAUAAAUAAAACUAUUUGGUAAUAUUUAUUUGGAGACAAAAAUUGUGUUUAUUAUUUGACUUGAAUGUGCUCUCUGUUAUACUGAUUAAGAGUCCUGCCAUAAAUUAGCCUUUGAAAAUACAUUGUAGUUUUGACUUUGCAAAUUUGUUCAAUGUUCACUAACUGUUUACCUUAUCAUUUCUUUCUCUAGUUGUCAUAAAUAGUCAUGUCUAAUGGCUGUUUCAUAUUGUCUAAUAGCUGUUUCUUUUUUGUCUAAUGGCUAUGUUUCUUAUUUUGUGUUUUCUGUCUUUAAUCCAUGACACUUUUUCUUCAAAGAUAAUUUUAUUAUUGUGUACAUUUGUUUCAAAAAGGCUGUUAGCAAUGUGAUUUAAUCUUCAUGUAUCGUGUCACUGUGGCAAACAAGAAGCCUCACUGUUGUCACGCCUUUUCAGCUCCUUUAAAAUAUUACAAUGGUGCAAAUUUUUUUAACACUGAAUUUAUUGAAUUCUUGAAAAAUAAAAAAAAAAAAAGGUAAGCUUGGCUAUAACUACUAUCAUUUUCUUAAAAAGAAAACAUGGCUCUAACUGUAUUAUCAUUUAUACAAGUGACUUUUGUCUUAUGGCAUCAGUCAGUCAUUUGAAAGUGUAUUGCUUUGAAGCAUUAUGAAAGAAAAGGGCUUUGCAUGUAAGCAUACAAAUACAGUAAAUUCUACAUGCUAACGACACGUCAUAACACUUGACUAUAUUUUUCUAAAAUAAAAAAGUGCACAACAAAUAAUAAAAGAAGCUGAAAAGUUCAUGUGUAAAAAAAACCCAUUGCUUUGUAGAUUGCAAAGUAUAAUAAUAAAAGUAAGAUAACUUUGGGUUCAAGUGUAAAAAAUGUUUUUUAUAAAUUUUGAGAUAUUGUAUUGUCAACAUGGUUUAAUUGUGCGUUGCUUGUCUUGUAAUAAUGUAUCCUAACUUGAUUUUAUUUUCUGGUAUGUUGUAAAUUAUCUUUUAAUCUAGAUACCAUAUGAAACAAAUGGCAAAAAGUAUAUAGUAUUUGUAUACAUUGGACAAUUUGUGUGUGUGUGCUCAUUUCCUUGACCUUGUCUAACAUUAGUUCUUAGUGUAGCUAACUACAAAACAAAAAGCAACGUUUGAUUUCUUGUACAGCAUUGAUCAGUGGUUACCAUAGUUUUGUGUCCUUUACACCAAAAUUUAAUUGAAAAAAAUACCCACCUAGGAGAAUACAACAAAAAAAAUGGCAGCAGGUGGAAAAAAAUUAACUCAACUUCAUUUUAUGUAAACAUACUCUUCAUUAAAAAAAAAAUUAUUUUAAUAUUAACUUAGGUGACUACUGUCUACUACUAGAAAUUGCAAAAAAAAAAAUACAGUGUAAAUUAUGGAAUUGUAUGUAAUGGGUUAUCACAUAAGAUCUUAAAAACAAAAAAAGUUUGUUGGUGGAACAUUUGCAAUUUGUAGAGUGCAUUGUACCAAGACUAUUUGUUAUAGAAGGCCUGAACACUGACCUGCAACGUCACAACAUGUGGGCAGUUUAUACCAAUAGCUUGUUGCCACAACACAGGUCUAAACUGCCCCCAGAUUGUGACAAUACAGGUCAGGGUUUAGACCUUCUAAAAACAAAUGGUCUGGAUUGUACUUUUCAAUGGAUCUGGACAAGUGUGUGUCUAGUUACUUUUGUUUGGUUUAUUGCUGUAGACACUCACUGUUGAUGGAUUUGAACUAUUUUGUUUGUAUAUGGACAUGAACUCAAUUCAUCUUCACUUCUAACCAACAACUGACCAAAUCAAAUGAUUGGAAAUUGUAGCUCUUCUAACAUUACUUUUUUUUGUAUUGUUUUUUGGAAUUUGUUUAAUCCCCUAUCAAACAAAUGUUUCAAAUUACAGUUUAAAAACUUACAAACAUGUAAAUGUUGUAGAUGAAAUAUUGUUAUCUUGUGAAAUACAAAUCAACAAACAAGCUUCAUAUAAACAUACACAUUAACAAAUGUAAACGAACAAACUUAUUUAAACACAUUUCAAAUGACCGAUGAAACAAAGAACUAACAUUUCCUUUAGAAGCAACAAGUUCCCCUCUUUGAAAAAAAUCUAGUCAUGUAAAUAGAAAUAUUUAAUGGCUCAAUUCAUUGUGUGCUUUAUCCAGUGGCUUUGUUGUUCCUUCUUCCUCUUAGUCUGAAGCUUAGUCUUUGCUCUUGAAAGUAUCUCUAAUUGUCAUGUUACUGCACUCAAAGCUUUCCUCUGAAAAUUGUUUUCCCCACUGUAGAGGAGUGUCACUAUCGGUAUGUUCAUCGCAUGGUUUAUAAUCUAGCUUUUCUUGUUUGCAAACAACUAUCAAGCAUACAGACAGUUGAACAGACACAUUGCAGUUGGAAUAGUCUAGUGCUGACAUUAGUUUAGAAGCUAUACAUUUUAUCUCUCUGUUGGCAGACUUGUUACAGGACUUGAUUUGUAAUCACAGUUCUGAUAAACACUAGCAAUUUAAAAAUGUAUUAAAUGUUAAUCUUUUUAAAUUGAAAAACUCACUUCCAGAAUACAUAAAGGUCUUACUAGAGCGGGAAAAGGGGGGGGGGGGGGUAUUUAAAAAAACAAUUUUAAGGGUUCGUAAAUAAGAGGACUAUUUCUUUUACAAACUGUUUUUGUCCUGAAGUUGAUAAGUUUGACAUCACUGGCUAGGUUUGUUUUACUUUGGUUAAGACAAGAAAUAUUUGCUAAAAUAAAGUUGUAGAUGACAUUAUUUAAAUGUAUUUGUCUUAGCAUAACAAAAAAUGUGCAGUUUUUAAAAUCCUGUUACAUUUACCUUCUAAGAGACAUGAAAUUAUUUCAAAAAACAAAUUUUGCCAAAGACUAGUUUUGCUCCUCUUUAAAAUAAACAAAACUUCUAGCCUAAUGCUGUAAUAGACUUUAAGGGCUUGUCUUCUUGUUUCCAAAUAGCCUUCUGUUUAUAUACUACUUUGUUUGUGAAGUCAGUUUGGAUCUAUUUUACAGGGAGAUAAUACAUCAUCAUUCAUUCACCAUUGUAAUUACUUCUCAUGAUAUACAUAAUUACAAAUAGAACAUAUGAAAUAAAUAUUGUACAAUUUUUCAA